Molecule: messenger RNA, 2067 nt
Organism: Tigriopus californicus
Lineage: Eukaryota; Metazoa; Arthropoda; Copepoda; Harpacticoida; Harpacticidae
Product: methenyltetrahydrofolate synthase domain-containing protein-like
Exons: 1
Coding region: 95-1477 (460 amino acids)
Cellular component (GO): cytoplasm
Source: RefSeq, a predicted model, not a curated record
UAUCGUUAGAAUCUGACAGAUCCUCUUAUCUUGACCACCAUCAGAGAGGCCCCCCCCCCUCCAACUGCAUGUGAUACGAACAUGAACCCCUAGAAUGGAGAGCACGACGUCCAAUCCUCCUCCCCCUCAUCGUACCCAAGAAGGUCACUUAUGGGGCAAAUUGAAGCAGCCCUCAAGCCUUGACGUCCCUAGUCCCAACUGUUCCAAAAACGACAUCCGGAGAUUGGUCUGGGAUUUCAUGGAGAAGCAUGAUAUUGCCAACUUUCCCCGACCUAUCAUUCACCGCAUUCCAAAUUUCAAGGGGGCCACGCUCGCCGGAUACGCCGCGGCCCAAUUGCCAGAGUUCAUCGAGGCCAAAACCCUUAAGGUGGGCCCGGACAAACCUCUAGAAGAAGUCAGGUUCCAAGUCCUCUCCCAUCCUCAAAAGGAGCUUUUGGUGCCGACGCCUAAAUUGAGGCGAGGAUUGUUCAACCGAUUGGUGGCGCCACUGGAUUGCUCGCAGCAGGAACUCAGAGCACUGGCUUCCCGAAGAGGCAUAGAUCAUGACUCCAAACCAGUUCCCAUUGCCUCUAGGUGCAAAAUUGACGUGGUGGUGGUAGGAUCAGUGGCCGUUGAUAGGUUUGGCCGGAGAUUAGGAAAAGGCGAGGGGUUUGCCGACUUGGAAUACGCUCUAGCAGCCACUAAUCAUGGGUCGGCCGUAGGGCAGGACACGGUGGUGAUCACCUGUGUCCAUGAUUGUCAGGUCUUUGAUUGUCUCCCUCCGGACUUGUUUGCCGAGCACGAUUUACCAGUGGACAUUAUUGUCACGCCCACCAAAGUGGUACGUGCCUCAAUUUUCCUGCCCAAACCAAAACGAAUCAUUUGGAGUCUCCUGACCAAAGAAAAGCUAGAUCAAAUUGAGAUCUUGAGAGAGAUUCAGUUCAAGGAGAAGAGGAUCGGACAUGACGUGUCCUUGAUGGAUGACGUGCCGGUAGAGAACCCCAAUGCGGCUAAUACUACCAAUCGCAAGAAGGUCAAGAAGACAAAGAGGCAAUUGCCCGAAGCCCAGAAGUCCAAGGCUCAAAGCACGACGGACAUGGAAGGUUGGUUUACCGUGUUUUUAGGUCGCAUCCCAAGAAACUAUCCUCCCAAGGACCUUCAAGAGGUCUUGGCUGCCCGGGGAUUUGAACAUAACAGUCCUGGCAUCAAUCUUGUGAUCAAGCCAGUCAAGGGCGUGGCCUUUUUGAAUAUGGACCCCAGCGUCCACCAACACGACGAUGUGAUCAAGCAAUUAGAUGGAGUUUGUCUCGGUAGCACCGAGCUCAAUGUCCAAGGUGAUAGUAAGUACACUGGAGUGAAGGCUCCUGUAAAGAAGUACCGAUUGAAGAAAAUUCGUCGGAAUCGCAACCCACGCUCUGUUACCCCCGAGGAUGAACUUCCAACUAUUCCAAAUGAAAAAAGGGCGAACGAGAUCACAGAGAGGGAUGUUGAACCUUGACAGGCUAGUCAGUCAUAGCACUCGGUGAAUUUAAAUGAUGUCAUAAAAAGUAUUCUGAACAAGUUUAUUUGAAGUAGCAUGUAAGUACAGGCUAAUACACGUUUCAUUCUACAACUAAACUGAAACUAAAAAAUGUAAUCGUAUUUUCUUUGAAGUGUAAAAGAGAUAGAAUCUUUAUAAGUGAACUUGUGGUAUGUUUGUCCACGAGCUUCUAGAACUAUGAAGUGCGAACGAUCUUCCCGCCAAAUCAGCCUCCUCUUGGUCAUAGCAACUCUGAACCACUUUUCGAAUAAAAGUAAUGAAAUAAGAAACGUAGAUCUCGUCAAUUAAAGGUAGGUCAAUAUAGAUUGUUUACCUGUAAAGUGGUUCGUGUCAAAGUUAAGUUAUCAAAAGCUUAUGUAGGUGACCAAGAGGAGGCCGAAAAUUCCAAUUUUAAAUAGUGCUUACGUUAUAUCUUUGGCCAUAUCUUCGGAGUUCCCUAACCAUAGUUUUGGCCAGAUUCAUCUAUUCAACUACAUCUUAUAGUCGUAUUAAGUGCUUAUUUGGAAUAAGAUGAACAGUUUCAGAGAUAAUAAAGUUUUGCUUCCGCU